Musa acuminata AAA Group (dessert banana) is the source of this 2003-nucleotide messenger RNA. RefSeq names its product polypyrimidine tract-binding protein homolog 1. Gene Ontology annotation, cellular component: nucleus. Gene Ontology annotation, biological process: regulation of RNA splicing. Lineage: Eukaryota; Viridiplantae; Streptophyta; Magnoliopsida; Zingiberales; Musaceae. The transcript is spliced from 11 exons. Gene Ontology annotation, molecular function: mRNA binding. The record is from RefSeq and is a predicted model, not a curated record. The coding region runs from base 387 to 1640 and encodes 417 amino acids.
ACGUAGCAAAACAACCGGGGGUCGAUAGGGCUUUUUUCCGGUUCGAGAAAAGGACAUCGAAGGAUAGGAAGGCGAAAGAGAGGGGGGAGGGAAGAGCUACACUCUUAUUUCCUCUAAAUCUUGCUUUGUUUGUCCCCUCGAACCCUAAUCCUAGCAAGAGGAAGCAUCCUUGGGAGAUUCCUCAUCUUGAACGGUAGAAAGGAGAGGGGAUUUUUCUUGUACCAUAUAUAUUGGUAGAAGGGAUGGCGCCGGGUCAAUGAGGGCAGCAGCAGUUUCGGUACACGCAGACGCCGUCGAAGGUGCUGCACGUUCGAAACCUGCCAUGGGAGUGCACGGAGGAGGAGCUCGUUGCCCUCUGCGAGCCCUUUGGCAGGAUCGUCAACACCAUGUGCAACGUCGGCGCCAACAAGAACCAGGCCUUCGUCGAAUUCGUGGACCUUAACCAAGCAAUUUCAAUGGUAUCGUACUAUGCUUCUUCGUCUGAGCCAGCCCAAGUCCGUGGAAAAACUGUCUAUAUCCAGUAUUCUAACAGGCAAGAAAUUACAAAUAACAAGAGUGGUGGUGAUGUUCCUGGGAAUGUCUUGCUUGUCACUAUUGAAGGUGUUGAAGCUGGUGAUGUAAGCAUAGAUGUCAUUCAUUCGGUGUUUUCUGCCUUCGGUUUUGUGCAUAAAAUUGCCACAUUCGAAAAAGCUGCUGGGUUUCAGGCAUUAAUCCAGUACACGGAUGCAGAGACUGCGGCAAGUGCAAGAAAUGAGUUGGAUGGAAGAAGUAUUCCAAGGUACUUGCUCCCUGAGCAUAUUACAUCUUGCCAUUUGCGUAUCUCAUAUUCAGCCCACACAGAUUUAAGUAUCAAAUUCCAGUCGCAUCGGAUCAGGGAUUACACAAAUCCCUUUCUUCCUGUGAAUGCGUCAGCUAUUGAGGGAACUCUGCAGGCUUUGCCAGGUCAUGAUGGAAAGAAAAAGGAGCCGGAGAGCAAUGUUCUUUUAGCUUCUAUAGAGAAUUUGCAAUGUGCUGUGACAGUUGAUGUUCUUUAUACAGUCUUCUCUGCUUUUGGUAUUGUGCAGAAAAUUUUAAUUUUUGAGAAAAAUGGUGGCAUGCAGGCCUUGAUACAGUAUUCUGAUGUGAUGACUGCGUCAGUUGCCAAGGAGGCUUUGGAGGGACACUGCAUCUAUGAUGGUGGUUACUGUAAGCUUCAUCUGACAUACUCUCGUCAUACUGAUCUCAAUCUUAAGGUGCAUAAUGAGAGAAGCAGAGACUACACUAUUCAGGACACUGGUGUACCAAUGAUGUCCCAAGCUCCUGGUUUACCCACCACUUCUGGGUGGCAAGUUUAUCCCCAGCCAACAUCCACAUACGUGGGCAGUGAUUUUGGAGCUACAGGACAAGCAACAAAUCCUCAGGGUCAAAUGUUGACAUGGAAUUCUAGCACGUCAGGUGGAAGCUUUGUUUCAGAGCCUAACUUGUACCCAGGUCAAACCAUUGCAACUGCUCCUGUUUCUCAUUACCCAGUUUCAGCAAACACCUCCAGUGCUACUGCUGGGUCACUUCAAGCUUCACAGAACUCAUCACCUUAUGUUGUUACGUUGAAUACAAGGCCUGCUUCUUCACCAACCACUCGACCUUUGUACUACAGUUCAUAAGCUGCAUCUUCUGACAAUUCUCUAGGUAUCCAGACUCUCCCAUCAGUGAAGUUGCCAUGAGAUUUAUGAUACUCUGCACCAGUCUGCUCUUUCUCGGCUUCACUCAAGCUAUGGAACUUUGGAACUGCAGAAGAUAGCCUACUGCUAGGUCUAUAAUUCAAUUGUACAACAUUAGGCUUUUGUGGUUUGAUGUGGUGACUGGAUCUGCCUAGAAGAACAUGUUAUUUCUUGGGUUCUAAAUGAUUAAAGCCGCACUUCCAGCUUCAGAAAGAUGUUUUCCCUUCAUGUUCAAAGUCUAUGGAUGUGUCAAUUGUCGAUAACAUUAUCGAUUUAAAUCUGCGAUCCAGAUGAGUAGUUGCUUCU